Messenger RNA from Lineus longissimus, 3217 nucleotides. RefSeq names its product probable ATP-dependent RNA helicase DDX10. The transcript is spliced from 15 exons. Lineage: Eukaryota; Metazoa; Nemertea; Pilidiophora; Heteronemertea; Lineidae. Gene Ontology annotation, molecular function: RNA helicase activity; nucleic acid binding; ATP binding. Gene Ontology annotation, cellular component: nucleus. Gene Ontology annotation, biological process: rRNA processing. Bases 5 to 2833 code for a protein of 942 amino acids. The record is from RefSeq and is a predicted model, not a curated record.
ACGCAUGCAUGGUUGCAAAAUGAAUAGAAGUGGGCAUCAAAUAACAGGUUUUUCUCGUAAUUCGCGAGGUCAUCGUGGUGGAAAACAAUCCUUUCGCAAACAUGAGAUAUACAAAAAAGGGAAAAAGAAGUUAGAAAUUAUAGAUGAAGAAAUACAAGCGUUGAAAUCCCAGUACGAAGAGCUCGAAGUUGAAAAUAUCAAACUAUUUACAGAAAUACCUUUGUCAAAAAAUACUCUAGCAGGUUUGAAGGAUGGAGGUUACACUGCCCCUACAGAAAUACAGAAACAGUCAAUCGGUCUUGCUCUGCAAGGCCAUGAUAUCCUUGGAGCUGCUAAGACUGGUUCUGGGAAAACUCUGGCUUUCCUUAUUCCUGUUUUGGAGUGUCUGUGGCGACAGAAGUGGUCUGCUAUUGAUGGUCUUGGUGCUUUGAUCAUAUCUCCCACAAGAGAAUUAGCAUAUCAGACUUUUGAUGUGUUGAAGAAGAUUGGGAAGCAUCAUGAUUUCUCUGCAGGACUUGUAAUUGGUGGCAAGCAUGUGAGAGAAGAAGCAGAGAGAAUGAAUCGCACAAACAUUGUGAUCUGCACACCUGGUCGACUCCUACAACAUAUGGAUGAGACAGUCAACUUCUAUGCCACUGGUUUGCAAGUACUAGUCCUGGAUGAAGCAGACCGUAUCUUGGACCUUGGUUUCAAGGACACCAUGAACGCUGUGAUAGAAAAUCUUCCCGAGGAGAGGCAGACAUUGUUAUUCUCUGCCACCCAAACCAAAUCCGUGAAAGAUUUAGCUAGGCUCAGUCUUAAGAACCCAAUGUUUGUAUCCGUCCAUGAGAAUUCUAAACACAGUACUCCAGCCCAGUUAGAGCAGAGCUACAUUGUGUGUGACCUCCAUCAAAAGAUCCAUAUCUUGUGGUCAUUCAUAAAGAAUCACUUGAAGAAGAAGACUUUAGUGUUCAUUGCAAGCUGUAAACAGGUCCGAUUCAUCUAUGAAGUGUUCAAGAAGUUACGUCCGGGUGUGACAGUUUUAGGACUACACGGUGCAAUGAAUCAGCUGAAGAGGGUCGCUGUUUACGAUCAGUUCUGUCGCAAACAGCACGCUGUGUUGUUUGCCACGGAUAUUGCAGCUAGGGGAUUAGAUUUCCCUGCGGUACACUGGGUCUUGCAACUUGAUUGUCCCGAAGAUGCCAAUACGUACAUCCACCGAGCAGGGCGGACUGCCAGGUAUGAGAAGGGUGGUGAGGCUUUAUUGAUGUUGCUACCAUCUGAGGAACCAGCGAUGAUUGAACAGCUCGCUGCCAAGAAGAUUCCUGUGAACAGGAUCAGAAUCAACCCGAAUAAAGAGUGGAGUAUCCAGGGCAAGCUAGAGGCGUUGUUGGCAUCUGAUAGGAUGCUCAAAGAGGCGGCACAAAGGGCUUUUGUUUCCUAUGUGCGCUCUGUGCAUUUCAUGAGUAACAAGGCUGUCUUUGAUGUUCAAAAGUUAGAUACAGAUCAGUUUGCUCGGUCGAUGGGUCUAGCUAUUCCUCCUCGGAUACGAUUCUUACGCAAAGUUGAGGCAUUGGCACGGCAAGAAACUGAAAAAGAAAGGAAGAAGGCGGCAAAGAAAGGGAAGAAAGCACGUACGCCAGAAGAGAUUCUGAAUAAGGCCAAGCAAAUAAAACUGAAUAAAAUUGGUGCUGAGGAGGAGGAGGCUGAGAAAAAUAUGGAUGCAGGUUUUGAGUCUGAGGAGUACGAUGAAUCUGGUUCUGCUGAAUCAGAUGUAGAUUCUGACGAAUCUGAUGGCGAUUCGGACACUGGAGUUGUACAAACAGACUCCCUGGAGAGACGGACUAAGGCUGUUACUAAGUCAGUUAAAAAGGGUGUGCUGGAUACUUUGAAAGAACUUGGCCCUGGUGUGUCGGACUCUGAUGAUUCUGAGUCAGGUGAGGAGUCAAGUGAAAGUGACUCGGACGAUUCUUCAGAGGGAAGGACAAGUAGGGUUGAGGGGAAGUCAAAAGAUGUUCCAAGGAGUAAUUUGCCAAGGCAAGAGGUUUACAGUUUUGGCAUUGACGAUGAUGAUGAUGAGCUUUUUACUGUGAAGAAGGGUGUUGCUAUUUCAUCAUCGGAUGAAGAUGAGGCUACAAUUGCGAAGAUACUGGAGGAAAGUAAGAGAGGCAAAAAGGCAAAACCUUUGACCAAGUUUGCACUCGCUAAGAAAUUGCAGAAGAAGGAGAUUACAGUGAACACUAAAGUAGUGUUUGAUGAGGAGGGUGAGGCACUUGAAGAUUCCAACAAAAAGCGCAAGACGGACAAUGGUCAUGACAAUGAUGUUGGUGGACUAAAUAUAGAAUUGGCACGCCGCAAGAUGCAGGAGGAGGAUAAAAUUGACAAGGAAAUCUUCAAGGAGAAGGUCCGGCAGAAACACAAGGAGGAGAGACGGAAGAAGAAGGAGAAGGCCAGGAAGAAGAAUAAGAAACAAGAUGAAGAUGAGGAAGACGAGUUCCAGGUCACCUUGGGGGCUCCCGCUGAUGGCAAUGAUUCGUUUGACUCUGAACUUGAGAGUGGGAAAGAAGACUCUCCCGUUGAACUGGAGGAAUAUAGUGCUGGUUCGGAGUCUGAAUCAGAUGAUGAAAUACCAAGUAAAAGGCAGAAGUUCAGUGAAAAUGUCAUGGAGGAGGAAGAAGAUAUGGAUACUGGUGAUGAGGUUGAAAGCAACGACGAUGGAAGCGAUGAUGAUGGUGUUCAGGACGACGAUGAUGAUAAUGAUGAUGAUCAGGAUAACGAUAAUGAUAAUGAGGCAUAUGGUGGAGAUGAUCUGGACGUUGAUGAGGCAUUUGCUCUGAAGCUCCUUCAGCAUUGAGAAUGAAAAUGACCAAAACUCUUUUGCUUCAAUUCCUCAUUUUAGACUCUCGAAACCUGAUGGAAUUGUGCUGACUGUGUACCCCAUAUGUGACUUUACAACCAUGGCUCUGUCGAAACAGUCAUGCUCAGAUAAAUCCUCAGACAUUUAAACAGUGAUGAUCUUCUUCUCCGUUCAGAAUUUUUGAGAUGCACAGUAGACGGUCAGUCCUAUCGGUAACAAACUCAGCUGUCCUAAUGAGUGCCUGGGUUUUGUGAUGUUCAUACAUUGUAAUGUCUGCAUUGUUAAAAAUCUCUGAGCACGUUAUUCUAAUAACAAUGCUGUGCCACUUAGUAUCAUGUUACAUAAAAACAAGCAUGUAAUCUUCAUGGAUGCAUCAUAAUA